AUGAGGUGGCCCGUACCCGUGCCCCACCCUCUAUCACACUUCUCCUCCUCCUCCUCCUCCUCCUCCUCCUCCUCCUCCUCCUCCUCCUCCUCCUCCUCCUCCUCCUCCUCCUCCUCCUCCUCCUCCUCUACCCCCCAUUUACCCCAACGCCCCCAACCUCCCCAGAUCAGCGGCUCUUCCCCCAACCUUCUGCGCCUGCCCUCUUCCCCCUCCCCCUCAAACCACCAGCAGUUGGCGGAAGGGGGAGGGGGGAAGGCGGGGGGCGGGGCGGUGGGGGAAAGUACAAGGAAAUUGGGGGAAAGGAGUAAACUGGGGGUUAGUGGGAAAAAGGGAGGAAAGGCGGGAGGCAAAGCGGGAGGAAAAGGGGGCGGGAAUGGGGGAGGGAAAGGGGGAGGAAAAGGGGGAGGGAAAGGGGGAGGGAAAGGGGGAGGGAAUGGGGGAAAUGAUGGGGGGUAUGAUGACGGGUAUGGGGAUGACAACGGGGGGUGGGAGGCAACACCUAUUGAUGAUGGGAGCUGGGAUAGCGGCGGAAGUGGAAGCGGAAAAGGCAAAGGUGGUGGGAGCACAAGGCCUAAGCAGCCACCUAGACGGGGCACCUCCCCUCCCCCCUCUUCCCGCCGCCCGCCUCCCUCCCGCAAGCCUUCCCCCUCCCCCAGACGUUCCCCCUCCCCCAAGCUUUCCCCCUCCCCCAAACGUCCACUCCCCCCAAAACUUCCACCCUCCCCCAAACGCCCGCCACCCUCCCCUCGCCGCCCACCCUCCCGCGCCCCUCCGUCCUCCCGCAUACGGCCUCCCUCCCCCAAACCUCCGCCCUCCCCCAAACGCACCCCCUCCCCCAAACGCACCCCCUCCCCCAAACGCACCCCCUCCCCCAAACGCACCCCCUCCCCCAAACCUCCCCCUUCCCCCAAACGCACCCCUGCCCCCCGCCGCCCACCCUCCCGAUCGCGCCCUCCGUCCCAUAGCCAUCCCCCUAUACCCAGCCGGCCUCCGUCCCAGCACGUGUGUUCGCGCAUGCAGUGUGCGGGAAAGGCCAAGUGCCGCGCGUUGGGAGGCACGGCCAAGUGCGUGUGUGAGCGGCCGUUCCUCACAGCCAACCGCACGUGCGUGGACCCCUGCACAGUGACCAGGUGUCCAGAAUAUAGCGACUGCCGGGUGGUGGGGAGGAGUGUGCGCUGUGUGUGUUGGGCAGGGUUCUACCAAAAGAAGAGGGCGUGCAUAGACCGCUGUCAGCUGUGCCCAUCCAACACAGUGUGCAUUCACCUGACACCCCGGGCCUUCACGUGUGCCCGCCCUGUUGCACGCCGACGCGCACCAGAGGAUCCAACAUCAUGCGAAGCGGUGCAGUGCGGUGCCAAUGCUGCAUGUGUGGUCCUGCAAGGUCAUGCGCAGUGCUCCUGCAUACACCCCUACGAACCACAGGGCGAUGCAUGUGUUGAUGUGCGCUGA
Molecule: messenger RNA, 1449 nt
Organism: Closterium sp. NIES-65
Lineage: Eukaryota; Viridiplantae; Streptophyta; Zygnematophyceae; Desmidiales; Closteriaceae
Source: the annotation of a GenBank genome assembly